This is a messenger RNA of Ixodes scapularis (black-legged tick), 1386 nucleotides long. Its product is annotated as peroxynitrite isomerase THAP4-like. NCBI's taxonomy places the organism in Eukaryota, Metazoa, Arthropoda, Arachnida, Ixodida, Ixodidae. The record is from RefSeq and is a predicted model, not a curated record. Bases 130 to 1386 code for a protein of 418 amino acids. The transcript is spliced from 14 exons.
GCUCGCUGCUCGGCUGCUCCGUGCUCCGUCCGCCCGCGUGUUUCGCGGUACUCGCCGACGACUUUAGCUCGACGUCCUGGUGUUUCUGGAUUGUAAUGAGGCAAGUCAAGUAGCAAGUGGUUGUGUUAGAUGACGGGGUGCUGCGCUUUUGGGUGCAGCCAGAGUUCUGGUAGUGGCAAAAAGUUGUUCGCCGUCCCGCUUCGGAAAGCGGAUCUGAAGAGGCAGAAGGCAUGGCUCCACAUGAUUGGGAGGAAACACUUUGUCCCUACCAGAAGCAGCAAGCUUUGUGAGGACCAUUUUACACCAGAUCAGUUUGAACGUCGGAUCUGGCAGAGCCAUGGCAUCAAAAAACUCAAACCGGACGCUGUCCCUACCAAGUUUAGCCAUAGGCUGCCAAAGGCAGUUCGAAGACCACCACGAGAAAGGGAAGUGGGAAACAUCCAAGGGGAGCCAAUGCAGGAGGAAGACAGCAUCCAGACGCUUCCAUCCCUGGAUUCAACUGCUGCUCUCACAGCACAAGCCUUGCCCACGCAGACAGCAGCCCAAUCCAGCAAAGCGCAAAACUGCGACCAGGAGUCUGUGCCUCAGGCGGGCCCUCCAGUUCGUUCACUGCAAGUCUCGGCACCAAAAUCGAACAUGGCAGGCUCCAUCCUAAUAAGAACCAUUGGUCAGCGCUCCCUGCUUAAACAAAGUGCAGUUCCCUCAUCCCUGGCAGCAGGCUCCUCCGUCCAGCCAUGUACACCGCAGGGGACGACUGCCUCGAAGGGUGCGGUUCCCUCAUUCCUGGCAGCAGGCUCCUUCUUCCAGCCAGGUACACCGCAGGGGACGACUGCCUCGAAGGGUGCAGUUCCCUCAUCCCUGGCAGCAGGCUCCUCCGUCCAGCCAUGUACACCGCAGGGGACGACUGCCUCGAAGGGAGCAGUUCCCUCAUUCCUGGCAGCAGGCUCCUUCUUCCAGCCAGGUACACCGCAGGGGACGACUGCCUCGAAGGGUGCGGUUCCCUCAUUCCUGGCAGCAGGCUCCUCCGCCCAGCCAUGUACACCGCAGGGGACGACUGCCUCAAAGGGUGCGGUUCCCUCAUCCCUGACAGCAGGCUCCUCCGUCCAGCCAUGUACACCGCAGGGGACGACUGCCUCGAAGGGUGCGGUUCCCUCAUUCCUGGCAGCAGGCUCCUCCGUCCAGCCAUGUACACCGCAGGGGACGACUGCCUCAAAGGGUGCGGUUCCCUCAUCCCUGACAGCAGGCUCCUCCGUCCAGCCAUGUGCACCGCAGGGGACGACUGCCUCAAAGGGUGCGGUUCCCUCAUCCCUGGCAGCAGGCUCCUUCUUCCAGCCAGGUACACCGCAGGGGACAGCUCCUUGGACAGGUCAGACGUUUCUUCUAUAA